ACAUACAGGCAACGCACAAUUGUGAGCGCUCUGUAUUUCUCUUUAGAUUUGCUUUUUCGAACGAAUCGUCGUCAAUCGCAUUUUUCUUCCCGCUGUUCACGCGUUUUGCGCUCUCACAUCGUUGCUGCUGCUGCUACGACGAAUAGUCAGAGCACAGCUCAGUUCGGCUCUCUGCUGCUGUUUUGCCAUUCACUCUUAACUCUAGACGACCGUAUUCGUGCAAAGUUUUUUUUUCUUGUUCGAACAGAUUUUUCAAUAUUUGAAGCGAAUGCAUGAGAGUACACACAACACUGAGCAUCGAAGAACAUUCAAUAAAUCGAUUGCUUGGCGAAAAAAUUUCAUAAUUUAAUUUCGUUGACGUGAAAUACCUUUUGCAAUCGCUGCCUGUCCACUAAUUUGAGUAAACUAUCUAACAAUAAGAAGAGGAAAAAAACCGUCUGGAAUCAAUAAUCAAUGAUUAGAGCGACAUUCUCUUUCACGGGCUCAUACAGAAACAUAUUUCUUUUUUAUUGGAUUUGGUUUGAAGUUCAGUCCAUGGGAAUUUUUGUUAAUAUCAAUCGAUACUGACAAGAGAGAGAGAGAGAGAGAGAGAGAGAGAGAGAGAGAGAGGGAGAGAGAGAGAAAAAGCAACUUCCAGUGAAAAUUGUGAAUCAAUUCAUGUGCACAGAAUUAUUCUCCUCUUCGCAAUUCGCUGAAUGAUGAAAAUUAGCGCCAUAAAUGGAUUGUGAUGUAUACACAAAUUUUCUUUCGUUUGGUUUACGCGCGUACAGUCUCGGUUGCGGACGAAAAGCAGCAAGCAAGAGAUUUUUUUUUUCAUAUAUAUGAUCCGUAUACGUGCAAACAAUGGCGCACCUGACGUCAGAUCGCUCUCUAACAUAUAUAUAUAUAUAUAUUCAUUGUAACUAUAUCAACAAUUAGCGCGAACUCUCUGUGUUGUGCUACGCACAGUACAGACGUUUCAUUCAAAAUAAUAUCAAUAAUUUAGAAUUUAAGUACAAGCAGUAUGAUUUAACACUCUAUCGCGCCAAGCUCGAGCUUAAUCAAAAUGUCCAACAAAAACAAAACUCAUAUUGCAAAGAUACGAGGCUGACGAAACAGAAAUGAAAUUUGCCUGAAAUUUCAUCGAAAAUUUAGGAUUAGAUUGUGAUAUUAAAGCAUGAAAAAAAUGGAUUUUAUGCAGAGAAUAUGGCGAUUUUUUCUCUCUCUCUCUUCAAAUCGUUUCACCUUACAUAACACUCCGUUUACUGAGAGAAAGAAAAAAAAUGUUUUACACAAGUUUGUUCAUUACAAUUUUUCAUUGCGUUGCCUGAUUUUGUUUCAAGAGAGCGCGACGGUGUAAACGAUGACGAGAACGACACCAAACAACAAGGGAAUCGCAGGCACGAACAUGAAACACGAACACACAUUCAGUAUCGCUCACUCUCUAUAUCGUUCGUAACCCAUACACACACACACUCACGUUAUCCGUGAACCAUGUCGGUGAGUGAGUGCGUGCGUGUGAGACUGUGAGAGCUGUUUCGGCACUGUACGCGUAAAAAUAGUAUUAGCAAAUGUUCGUUUCUUAUGAACACAUGAGUAUUUUGUGUUCGAUAUCAUACGAAUAAACAACGGAGAACAAAGCAUGUUUUGAAAAUGCGCUCAAUGGUCUUUCGCUUGUGUAGUAAUGUUUUUUCUUCUUCUUUCUUAUUUAUUAUCACAAUUUUCAUGUCCACCUCUGAUUUUUUCAUUCUCGCUAAAAUAAAUGCAUCGCCAUCUGAAAGAGCACCUAGAUUUAGAAGGAGAUUUAUAGAGAGAGAGAGAGAGAGAGAGAGAGAGAGAGAAAAAUCAACGUACGAACAAGCAUGUUUCUUAUUUUUCUGCACCUUAUUCUUGAGCUUAGGCGUAUCUCGUCUCACGGCACUCCGAUAUAUCCAUACAGCAAUUUUCAUAUAUUCAUGUAUGAAUAUCAAAUAAUUAGCUGGUUAAAGCCAUUCGCGCGUUUCAAUUGUAGGUAUGAUUUUUGUGAAUGUACAAGCAUUUCGUAUGAUUAAGUACAUAGAGGCUCAACAUCGUCGUAUCUCCGAGACACAAAUACAAAUGGGGCGCGCGCGAUUGAUAGAGAGACGGAGAACGACACACAGAGAGAAAACGAGAUGUGCGCAGAACAAGAGAGGCGAGAUAGGGCGCAUUAUACUCUUAGAAGGUGUUGUGUGUCGGUGCGGAGAACUAGCACAUAUUGUCCCCGCAAACGGGAGAUCCAUAUGUGUGUGGCUGUACUCGUGCAUCGUCGUCGUCGUCGUGCACACACUGAUGAAUUAGUAGCGCUAAAGAGAAAAUAUUGAUUUAUUUUUAUUCGUGAAUAUACUGCUUACAUUCAACACUCAACUCAUUUUUAUAAGAGUUCAGCGAUAUUUCGGAUUCUCCUUUUUUUAUUUCUACUCUUCUUGCUGCUGCUUUCGAUUCGUUUUGUUCUUCGAUGGCGCGAGCGCGCUUCAAUCAUACUGCUGCUUCUUAUUUAUGCAAAGUUUGUUUAUCAAUUUGCUUCACACAUUGAACAGUUGCUAUGCACUCUGGCUGCAGGAUAUUUUUUUUUUCUGCACUUCGGUCCUCUCCAUUUCUUACAGUCACUUUGGCUGCAUAACGAUGUAGCAAUACUUGGCGCAAAUCGUUGAAUUGUUUUAAGAAGGGGGAGGUUCGUUUUAAAAUUCCGAUAGUCCCUUUGGCGCUGAACGCUCACUACCUUUCUAUGAACCGAUGAUUAUUUUUCAUUUUUCUCUUCCGUAAAAUAGCGUGGUCCAGUUCAUUUUGGCAUUGAUAGCAAAGUCCAAUGCCUUUUCUCUGUGUAUAACAAAUGCAAUUCCAUGCCACACUACUAGAAUUCGAUCGUGGCAAAUCGAAUACCCGAUUGUGCAAUGUUUUGAGAUGAUUUCGCGCUUGUUCCACUUAUCGGGGACGAAUUUUUCAUUCGCUGCACCGGCAAAACAUACGAAACGGUCGGUACGAUUCCUACGCAUGCAUGUGGAUUGCGUAUUCGCGACAAAUGAAACUUUGUUGCGAAAAUGCUUCACGGAGAGACAUUCUCACAGAGAGAAAUAGAGAGAGCGAGAGCGAAUGCGCCGUGAUGACGAUCCGCCGAUGAGAGUAUAAACAUUGGAUCGACGCUUUUAUUUGCGUUUCAUCUCAGUCAAGACAUGAUGACCAAAUGUGUAGUGUACACUGUAGAUACUCUCUCACGAUAACAUGAUAUCAACGUUUAGCACAGACACAAGACAAAAGCAAACAAAACAAACUCAAACGCAGAGAAACACAUUGUUAUUUAGAAAGUUUUGAUAUGGACAAGCGACGGCCGCGACUUUGACCGACGGAACAAAAAUCAAUCGGAAUUCGCAUGAAUGGAAUUCAUGAAUUCGACAUUACUUUUUCGCUUCAAUUUAGGGCUUCGUUUCAGACGUUAAAAUCUUGUUUUCUGUUGAUGUUCUUUUCAGAACAGAAUUCGUCGAGAAUUUGUUUAGGUGUUGGAAAAAAAAUUGAUAGACAUUUUAGGAGAUUCUAUGAACGAAAGAAAUAUUUCUAAUUGUUUUUUAUUGACGUAACACCGGUUCGAGUGUGUCAAUCACGAUGUGGCUGCGAAGUGAAAAACGAAGCAGCCGCAUUGCUCAACCCAACAGCAAGACAUCAACGAUAAAUCUGCGAAAAAUUAUUAAAAAUACUCCAGCAUUGAAAAAUUUGAAACAAACCACAACCACUGUCACAUCUAAUCGGCGCAGUGUAGUGUACUCAGCGACUCAGAGCAUAGCAAAUAGCAGCAGCAGCAGCGGCAGCAGUGGCAGUAGUAGUAGCAGCAAGCAGUCUGCAUUUCGUAACAGUGGCGAUCAAGCAAAACAAUCACCAACUAUCAAGUGCAAUAUCAAAAGUCGAACGGCGAGCGUUAAGCGUUUGGGCACAAAAAAGAGCUUGUUAAGCAAACGGCACAAUCGUAAGAAAUUCGAAGCAGCAACCGAUCAAAGCAGUGAGAAAUGUGGUCGUCUUCGGCGCAAAUCACUGCGAAAUAUAUCGGAGAUGGGCAAAGAGAACUGCUGGCAGGAUGAAGGACAAUUGGAUUUGUAUGCGGUUGAUGGUAAGCGCGGGCGAAAGCAACGGGCUGGCGUACCACCAGUUGGUUGUGCAUCAACAGCAGACGAUGUUGACAGCGCUGGCGCUAAUGAUUCCAAUUUGCCGGACGUUGAAUCUUUCUCGGGCCUUGUGAUUGUGAACGAGGUAUGUGAUUCGUGCAAACCGUGCACCACAUGCAACUGUUCGUCGAGCUCAAGCCAAACAGACGGCAACCAAUCGUCAUCGUCAUCCAGUGAAGGUGUCACCAUACCGAAAAAUGUCGGCUGUGUCAACUACAUUGAGUGCGAUAGCACAACUGACAAUGAUCGAACCAAUUUACCAUCAACCUCAAUGAUAGUUACGACUGUCGAUCCGGAAAUCGACUCAACCACUGACCUGCUUCCAACCGAAGCGAUUUCAUCUUUGUCAACAUCAUCAUCGUCAUCCUCUGCAUCGUCAUCGUCGUCAUCAUCAUCGACGUCAUCGUCAAUGUGCUGUGACGCCGAAACAUUUUCAAUGCAACCAACCCAAGACCAACCGGACGACAAGCUACUACUGAAUCAAACACGUUCUCUCUUGACAACGGUCAAUUUGCAACCGCAAAUGUCCACAUCAUCGGCCGCAUCCAGCAGUGCUUGCAGUAUCAAUAACUUCCCAACCACACCCGAUCUUAUCACAUUGUUCGACGAAGAAAUGAACAAAAACCCAACGGACAUGUGUCAAUACUCGGAAUUAUUUCCGUACAACAAUGUAAUUACACAGGCGCUGUUAAAUUGCAACGAAGUGAAUUCGUUGUGCGAACAGAGCACAUCCAAUGAAUUGGGCCAAAACAUCACCGAUCUGACAUUCUUAUCGUCUAUGAAUCAAACGGCCAUUGACAACCUGAAAGCAUUGACUAAUUUACAAAACCACUCGACUAGCUUCCUAUCGGGGAUCACAUUGCCAAAAAAUAAUUAUAACGACACACAACAAGAUCAACAGGAUCAACAGAAUCAGCAGCAACAACAAAUACACGAAAACUUGAACGAAAUCCAACUGGAGACCGACGAAUGCAUGGAGAUUGAAGAGAUAAACGAGCGUCAAGAGGAGGUGGCAUGGGAUGCAUUCGAUCCAUACGUAUUCAUUAAGCAUUUGCCACCAUUGACAGCUGAUAUGCGUGCAAAGUGCCCAGCGUUGCCACUCAAAACACGAUCCAGUCCCGAAUUCAACCUGGUGUUGGACUUGGACGAAACAUUGGUGCAUUGCAGUUUGCAGGAACUGUCUGAUGCUAGCUUCAAAUUCCCAGUCCUUUUCCAAGAUUGCAAGUACACGGUAUUCGUUCGCACACGGCCAUGUUUCCGUGAAUUUUUGGAGCGAGUGUCUACAAUGUUCGAAGUGAUAUUGUUCACUGCGUCAAAACGUGUAUACGCUGAUAAGUUACUCAACUUGUUGGACCCAGACCGUAAAUGGAUCAAAUAUCGUCUCUUCCGAGAGCAUUGCGUACUUGUCAAUGGGAACUACAUAAAAGAUUUGACAAUUCUUGGACGCGAUCUAUCCAAAACAAUUAUCAUUGACAAUUCACCACAAGCAUUCGGAUAUCAACUUGAGAAUGGAAUACCAAUCGAAAGUUGGUUCAUGGAUCAAAAUGACCGAGAACUCAUGAAGAUUCUACCAUUCUUGGAAUCACUAGCAGAAUUGCGUCAAGAUGUGCGACCCCACAUCCGUGAGAAGUACAACCUAUUUCAAUAUCUUCCACCGGAUUGAAUGAAGAUCUGAACGAAACUUUAAAUACGAGACACCUUAAAAACAAACACCCACACACACACACACAUAUAUGAAUAGGCAACAAACCGCAGUAAAACAACAGAGAAAAUACAAGAAACAUCUAGUAAUUUAGAAUUAAGCUUUUUAAAAUCUAUAUUAUAUGAUAAUAAUCUAGUAAUGUUUCAAAAACAUUUCGAUUCUCUUAAAAAAAAUUUCUUCUAUUUUCUUUCUUGGGUUUUCUUCCGUUUUGCUCUUAAUGGAUACUUUGUUACAUCUAUUUAUAAUGAAAAAAAAAAAUGAAACACAAAAUAAAAAAAAAACAAAGAAAA
Molecule: messenger RNA, 6143 nt
Organism: Sitodiplosis mosellana (orange wheat blossom midge)
Lineage: Eukaryota; Metazoa; Arthropoda; Insecta; Diptera; Cecidomyiidae
Product: CTD small phosphatase-like protein 2
Exons: 7
Coding region: 3598-5814 (738 amino acids)
Molecular function (GO): phosphoprotein phosphatase activity
Source: RefSeq, a predicted model, not a curated record